CAUAUCUAAAAUGCUAGUAAAUUAAUAUUUUCUAUUUUCUUCAUUAAUUAAAAUCCGUUUGGCAUUUCUCUAAAUUUAAAUUAAAAAAAAAUUAUUGCUGAAAAUUUCUUGAAUACCACAAUGGCUUUGCAAACUAGACUGCGGAUUUGUGUUCUGAGUGGCGUGAAAUCCGUCUUACGAUUAGUUACUUCAUGUGGGCAACCGUUACGAUUUUCGAGUACUGCGGGUGGUUGCAUACUACCGAAGAAAUCAAAAAAAGGGCCAAGCAAACCCAAACCUGGACGUAAAUGCAAACCAUACAAAAUCCCAAUUUGCAGUGAGGAAGCUUUGGCGGCUAAAAGAAAAACGAGACCCUGUCAAAAAAAAAUCAAGCCAUCAGAUUUGAUCAAUCCCGAAUGUUGUGUGAAUCCCUGUAUAAAAAUGCAUCCACGUUUCGACGAUUUGUAUUAUGCGCCGUCCGAGAAGAAUAAACUAUAUCAGCAAACUUGGUGUGAAUUUGAAGAACUGCGAAUAAUGAAACGACCGAUUUGUUGCUAUGAACAAUUCGAUAUCCCACUGCCGGAGCGACGUAAACUAGAACGAAAGGAUAUUCCCCCAUCAUCGCUAUGCGAAAUUGCAAAGCAAUGCCCCAAUAGUGUACAUCCAAAAUGUGUGAAAAUCGUUUGGCCAGGUUGUCGGACGAGGAGAUGCGAAUUCAAGUGUCACAACUUCCGAUCGCCGUCAGAUUGCCUAAAACUAUGCACACCCUAUCCCAGCUUCUCCGAGUGUGACAGAUACUUCGGCAAACCACUACCUCCCGUCGAGUGCGAUUGCCUUUCAACCUUUGGUUUUUGCGCAUUACCAAAAAAAUCUGAAAAAUCAUCGUAACUAAAAUAAUUUAAUAACUUUAAUUAUGAAGAGUAAAAUUUAUAUUU
Anastrepha ludens (Mexican fruit fly) is the source of this 914-nucleotide messenger RNA. RefSeq lists its product as uncharacterized. Bases 121 to 867 code for a protein of 248 amino acids. The transcript has a single exon. The record is from RefSeq and is a predicted model, not a curated record. NCBI's taxonomy places the organism in Eukaryota, Metazoa, Arthropoda, Insecta, Diptera, Tephritidae.